This is a messenger RNA of Lagenorhynchus albirostris (white-beaked dolphin), 2500 nucleotides long. RefSeq names its product NAD synthetase 1 (gene NADSYN1). Lineage: Eukaryota; Metazoa; Chordata; Mammalia; Artiodactyla; Delphinidae. Gene Ontology annotation, biological process: NAD+ biosynthetic process. The coding region runs from base 146 to 2317 and encodes 723 amino acids. Gene Ontology annotation, molecular function: glutaminase activity; NAD+ synthase (glutamine-hydrolyzing) activity; ATP binding. Gene Ontology annotation, cellular component: cytoplasm. The transcript has 22 exons. The record is from RefSeq and is a predicted model, not a curated record.
GCUGGGGCUCUGCUGUCCUGUCCCUUCAGGGCCUGGCGGGACGGGACGGGGCAACCCGGAAGGACACAAGCCGCGGCCGCCUGUCUCCCUAGGACAGAAAGACCCAUCGUCCGGCCGGCCUUUUGCCCAGGCGACUGCAGCCAGGAUGGGCCGGAAGGUGACCGUGGCCACCUGCGCGCUCAACCAGUGGGCCCUGGACUUCGAGGGCAAUUUGCAAAGGAUUUUAAAGAGUAUUGAAAUUGCCAAGCACAAAGGAGCAAGAUACAGGCUUGGACCAGAACUGGAAAUAUGUGGCUACGGUUGUUGGGAUCAUUAUUACGAGUCGGACACCCUCCUGCAUUCGCUCCAGGUCCUGGCUGCCCUUCUGGAAUCUCCAGUCACUCAGGAUAUCAUCUGUGAUGUGGGAAUGCCCGUGAUGCACCGAAACGUCCGCUACAACUGCAGGGUGAUCUUUCUCAACAGGAAGAUCCUGCUCAUCAGACCCAAAAUGGCCUUGGCCAACGAGGGCAACUACCGAGAGCUGCGCUGGUUCACCCCGUGGUCCCGGAGCCGGCAAACAGAGGAAUAUUUUCUCCCCCGGAUGAUACAGGACCUGACAAAGCAGGAAACCGUGCCCUUUGGGGAUGCUGUCCUCUCCACCCGGGACACGUGCAUCGGGAGUGAGGUCUGCGAGGAACUGUGGACACCCCACAGCCCACACGUGGACAUGGGCCUGGACGGCGUGGAGAUCUUCACCAAUGCCUCAGGCAGCCACCACGUGCUGCGCAAAGCCCACGCCAGGGUGGACCUGGUGACCAUGGCCACCACCAAGAAUGGCGGGAUUUACUUGCUGGCCAAUCAGAAGGGCUGUGAUGGGGACCGGCUGUACUACGACGGCUGUGCCCUGAUAGCCAUGAACGGCAGCAUCUUUGCCCAGGGGUCCCAGUUCUCUCUGGACGACGUGGAAGUCCUCACCGCCACGUUGGAUUUGGAGGACGUCAGAAGCUACAGGGCAGAGAUUUCAUCUCGAAACCUGGCGUCAUCCCAGGGGCCUGUGCGGGUACCAGCGCUGAGGGGUUGUCCUUCCCAGGCCAGCAGGGUGAGCCCCUACCCCCGCGUGAAGGCGGACUUCGCCCUGUCCUGCCACGAGGACCUGCUGGAGCCGCUCUCUGAGCCCAUUGAGUGGAAAUACCACAGUCCCGCCGAGGAGAUCAGCCUCGGACCUGCAUGCUGGCUCUGGGAUUUUUUAAGACGUAGCCAACAGGCGGGGUUCUUCCUGCCCCUGAGCGGCGGGGUGGACAGCGGGGCCACCGCCUGUGUCGUCUACUCCAUGUGCCACCAGGUCUGCGAGGCUGUGAAGCGCGGAAGUCAGGAAGUGCUGGACGACGUCCGGACCAUCGUGAACCAGACCAGCUACACCCCCCAGGACCCCCGGGAGCUCUGCGGCCGCAUCCUGACCACCUGCUACAUGGCCAGUGAGAACUCCUCCCGGGAGACGUGCAACAGAGCCAGAGAUCUCGCCCAGCAGAUCGGAAGCCACCACAUCGGUCUCAACAUCGACCCGGCCGUGAAGGCCGUCGUGGGCAUCUUCAGCCUGGUGACGGGUAAAAGCCCUGCGUUUGCAGCUCACGGAGGAAGCAGCCGGGAGAACCUGGCCCUGCAGAACGUACAGGCGCGGGUGAGGAUGGUCAUUGCCUACCUCUUCGCUCAGCUGAGCCUCUGGUCCCGGGGCGCCCCAGGCAGGCUUCUCGUGCUCGGAUCUGCCAACGUGGAUGAGAGCCUCCUCGGCUACCUGACCAAGUACGACUGCUCCAGCGCAGACAUCAACCCCAUAGGCGGGAUCAGCAAGACGGACCUGAGAGCCUUCGUCCAGCUCUGCAUGGAGCGCUUCCAGCUUCCCGCCCUGCAGAGCAUCCUGGCAGCGCCGGCCACUGCCGAGCUGGAGCCCUUGACCCACGGACAGGUGUCCCAGACUGACGAGGAAGACAUGGGAGUGACCUACGCGGAGCUGUCGGUCUACGGGAGGCUCCGGAAGAUCUCCAAGAUGGGGCCCUACAGCAUGUUCUGCAAACUCCUCUACGUGUGGAAGGACGUCUGCACCCCCAGACAGGUGGCCGACAAAGUGAAGCGGUUUUUCUCGAAGUAUUCCACGAACAGACACAAAAUGACCACGCUGACCCCCGCGUAUCACGCCGAGAGCUACAGCCCAGACGACAACAGGUUCGACCUGCGGCCGUUUCUGUACAACGCCCGCUGGCCUUGGCAGUUCCGCUGCAUAGAAGCUCAGGUUCUCCAGCUGGAGAGCAGACAGCAUCAGGACCUGGACGGCGUGGACUGAGCCCGGGUCCUGCGCAGAGCGCUCCCCUCCCGCGAGGAUGCUCGUGCUACGUCUGCCUUGCCGGUGACUGUGCAGGAGUGGCUGGCGUGUCGACAAGCCCCGUCUGACAUAUUUCAGGGAGAGGGAUCUUUUCGGUCUAGUUUCUUUAAAAAAGGCUGAAAUACAAGAGGAUGCGAUUUUAAA